Setaria italica (foxtail millet) is the source of this 2179-nucleotide messenger RNA. Its product is annotated as acetate/butyrate--CoA ligase AAE7, peroxisomal. Bases 149 to 1849 code for a protein of 566 amino acids. The record is from RefSeq and is a predicted model, not a curated record. Lineage: Eukaryota; Viridiplantae; Streptophyta; Magnoliopsida; Poales; Poaceae. The transcript is spliced from 3 exons.
AAACGCGAGCGAGGCGCCCCCCGCCCCCACUUGUUCGGACUCUUUCUCCCUUCGGUUCCGAUCCCCCCACCAUCCCCGCAGGCAAGGCAGGUCAAAGCGACGCCGCGGGCUCAACCGAGGGCCCGGCGUUGGUGGUGGUGGCGCGGAGAUGGCGGUGGAGCGGGACAUCGACGACCUGCCGCGGAACGACGCCAACUACACGGCGCUCACGCCGCUGUGGUUCAUCGAGCGCGCCGCGCUGACCCACCCGGCCAGGGCCUCCGUCGUGCACGGGCCCGUGCGCUACACCUGGGCCGACACCUACCGCCGGUGCAGACGCCUCGCCUCCGCCCUCGCGCGCCGAUCCGUCGGCCACGGCAGCACGGUAGCUGUAAUAGCUCCAAAUGUCCCAGCAAUUUAUGAAGCUCAUUUUGGAGUGCCCAUGGCCGGGGCAGUGGUCAAUUGCGUCAACAUUCGACUAAAUGCUGCCACUGUUGCAUUUCUAUUGGAGCACUCCUCAGCUGAAGUUGUGAUGGUUGACCAAGAAUUUUUCUCCCUGGCAGAGGACUCUUUGAGGAUUAUUGCGGAUCAAAAGAAAGGUUCUUUCAAACAGCCACUUCUUAUAGUUAUUGGUGACCAGACAUGUGAUCCAGCGGCCCUCCAAGAUGCUUUGAGAAAAGGAGCCAUCGAGUAUGAGACAUUCUUGGAAAGUGGUGAUCCAGAGUUUGCAUGGAAACCACCACAGGAUGAAUGGAAGAGUAUUGCACUAGGUUAUACUUCUGGGACAACUUCUAAUCCAAAGGGUGUGGUAUUACAUCACAGGGGAGCUUACCUAAUGUCACUGAGUGGUGCUUUGGUAUGGGGAAUGAACGAAGGCGCUGUUUACUUGUGGACUUUGCCAGUGUUCCACUGUAAUGGCUGGUGCUAUACAUGGGCGCUUGCUGCUCUUUGUGGAACAAGUAUAUGUCUUCGUCAGGUUUCAGCGAAGGCCAUCUUCUCAGCGAUAGCCCACCAGGGUGUGACUCACUUCUGUGGGGCGCCGGUCGUCCUGAACACAAUUGUCAACGCCCCUCCGGCAGACACUCUCCCCCUGCCUCGCAUCGUCAAUGUCAUGACUGCUGGCGCUGCCCCUCCACCCUCCAUCCUGGCAUCAAUGUCCAAGCUCGGCUUCCGCAUCACCCACACCUACGGCCUGUCGGAGACGUAUGGACCGUCCACCGUGUGCGCCUGGAAGCCGGAGUGGGACAGCCUGCCAGCCGACGAGCGCGCGCGCCUCCAUGCGCGGCAGGGCAUCCAGUACGUCGGCCUGGAGGGCCUGGACGUCGUGGACCCGAAGACGAUGGCACCGGUCCCGGCCGACGGCACCACGAUGGGCGAGAUCGUCAUGCGCGGGAACGGCGUCAUGAAGGGGUACCUGAAGAACCCCAAGGCGAACGCCGAGGCGUUCGAGAACGGGUGGUUCCACUCGGGCGACCUGGGCGUGCGGCACGCCGAUGGGUACAUCGAGGUGAGGGACCGCGCCAAGGACAUCAUCAUCUCCGGCGGGGAGAACAUCAGCAGCCUGGAGGUGGAGAAGGCGGUGUACCUGCACCCGGCGGUGCUGGAGGCGUCGGUCGUGGCGCGCGCUGACGAGCAGUGGGGGGAGUCGCCGUGCGCGUUCGUGACGCUCAAGGACAGCGUGGACCGCUCGGACGAGGCGGCGCUGGCGCGCGACAUCAUGAGGUUCUGCCGCGAGAGGCUGCCCGGCUACUGGGUGCCUAAGUCCGUGGUGUUCGGGCCUCUGCCGAAGACGGCUACCGGCAAGAUCAAGAAGCAUGAGCUCAGGGCCAAGGCCAAGGAGCUGGGCCCGGUCCGGAAGAGCAGGAUGUGAGCUCGACUUGCGCUCAGGUUCUCCACGACUCCACCCACCAGCUGGUCUGAACCUUCCUUACGAUCGAUCUUGUCUCGACAUUGAGCAACCAUUUGGCAUCAGUGCAAAUCGCCGGUGUAAUCUGUACUCUUAGAUGAAGGUGGUAUACUACAGACUGUAUUUCGUAUAAUGUCUCUAUUGCACGACCAACAUGUGCACCUGAUAAACUGUAUUCGAGUUUGUCAUUUGUCUGGAAAACAGAUAGGAUCUGAAUAUUCAGGGACUUCGUGUAUCACUCAUUCACUCCACUUGUAUUCCAAGGGUACGUUAAUGGCAAGACGAUUACAAAGA